Molecule: messenger RNA, 1653 nt
Organism: Exaiptasia diaphana
Lineage: Eukaryota; Metazoa; Cnidaria; Anthozoa; Actiniaria; Aiptasiidae
Exons: 1
Source: RefSeq, a predicted model, not a curated record
AUGAUUCGUCCAAGUAUUUUACUUUUAUUUAUGCUGUGUACCGUUUGUUCAUUUUGUGGUGUGGACUUCAUCUCACUGGGCAGACAUGUAUGGCGAUGUAAACAGCGUCUACAAGUUCCAAAUGGUGAAGCUAAACUGCCUCAACCAAUCAUAAUUGAUUCCUCRAAUAACUUCUCUAAUAAUGGUAUCAUCAAGUGUUGUUGUGGAAAAAAUUGCAAGGGGAUUCGUGGCCUUAAAUCGCAUCAGCGGAGCUGUCGCGUUAUCCAUGGUCUCAACGACGAUUUACGUGCUGACAUCGAAGAACAACUCAAUGAUGAUUUUAUUGAUUCGACAAAUGGUACAGAUCAUGUUAGUUUUAUUGAUGAUUUAACUGUUGAAAAUAGUAAUCCUGAUAUUAAAAAAGGGAUAAAACUUCCRAAAAAUGAUGACGACUGGCUAACGGCUAAUGCAUAUUUCAAAUCCGUGUUAUAUUCAAAUCUGCCAAUCAGCGCUAAGGAUAUAAAUUUGAACAUACAGCAACUUAACGAUGUAGUUUAUAAUUACUUUGCCGAGAAUUAUGGUUAUGUUGAUGGACCAAAUGCCGAUAAGAACUUAAUUGAAAAAUACAAGGAUCAUUCAGUUAAAGCCUUGAAGAAAACUCUUCGUAAUUUGAAAUCUUCUGGUGGUGACCUUGGUGAAAUUAAAUAUGUCUCUCGUACACUACGUGACAGGUUGAGUAAACGCGAUGCCCACAAGUCUACCGGUGAUGACGACAACAUCAAUCACGAUAAAUUCAUCAGUAAAAACUUUUGGGGUUAUGUUAAACAUGUAUUCAUCAAAAAACAAACUGUUCUUCCUUCAUUUGGCAUGGUGGAAUGUGCUUCCUAUUUUCGAAAAACUCUGAGAUCAGUUAAUCCCAACAAGCUUUUUUGUAUUCCAAGUUGGAUUCCGUGUCUAAAGCCACCAGAGUCACCCUUUAAUGUUGACCCUCCAACAUAUGAUCAAAUUACUAAUGUAAUCCGAAAAAUGAAAUCUUCUGGUAGUCCUUGUCCACUUGAUCAGAUCUCUAUUAUAUGCUUUAAAAGAUGUCCGUAUUUAAGAUCCUACCUAACUGAAAUCAUACGCCAUAUUUGGACCUCUGGUGAAGUUCCCUCAUCAUGGAAGAAAGCUUGCACAAUCCUGAUCCAUAAAAAGGGUGACACGAGUAUUCCUUCUAACUUCCGUCCAAUAACUCUUGAAUCAAUCCCCUUAAAAGUGUUUACAUCAUGUCUUCGUAACGCAAUAUUUUCUUUCCUGUCUGCGAAUAACCUAAUAGAACAUAACAUCCAAAAAGGCUUUACCCCUGGUUUGUCAGGUACUCUGGAACAUACUGCCCAAAUGUCUAACAUAAUUAACAAAGCUCGCAUCAAACAACGCUCCAUCGUAAUUACACUGCUAGACUUGAAAAAUGCUUUUGGUGAAGUUCAUCAUAAUCUAAUACAAUCAGUCCUUGGAUAUCAUCACAUUCCUGAUGAUAUCAAAACGCUCAUCCAAAGUCUUUACUCUGAUUUCAAGACAUCUAUCAUCACUUCAGAUUACCAAACUCCUUUCAUUACCGUUGGCCGUGGCGUUCUUCAAGGUGAUUGCCUUAGUCCCUUACUUUUUAACAUGUGUUUCAAUACUUUCAUUCAGCAU